Messenger RNA from Purpureocillium takamizusanense, 2794 nucleotides. RefSeq lists its product as uncharacterized. Lineage: Eukaryota; Fungi; Ascomycota; Sordariomycetes; Hypocreales; Ophiocordycipitaceae. The record is from RefSeq and is a predicted model, not a curated record. Bases 62 to 1285 code for a protein of 407 amino acids. The transcript has a single exon.
GGCCGCACCUUGUCUACCCCCGAGCUGUUGCGGCCGGCUCGGCCCAUCAUCUGCCCUCACCAUGUCAACAACGCCCAGCGGCACCGACGCGCCGCCGCCGCCGCCUCCUCCUCGCGAUAUCCGGUCCUUUUUCACAUUGCGGCCACAACAACCUUCACAGCAACCACCGCCGCCACCAUCACAGUUACCGAUGCAGGACCAAGACCAUGACCACUACCACCACCAACACCACCCGUGGCCCAGAUCGCGCACGCCCACGAAGCGCUCGUCGCCCACGGGCAGCUCCGACGACGAGGACCCGCUGUCAGGGGGCUCCGCGCGAGGCGCCUUCAGGCUCGCGCCACCCGCGUCUUCAGCGACGUCGCGCAUCGCCGUCAUGCUUCCAGCCCCGUCCGCCGCUAGGGCCCUCUCGCCAGGACGACCCGUCGUGUCGGACCUCGUGCCGCGUCCCCGCCCCCACGGCGGCCACCCCUCCGCCGUCAAGAAGGAGACCCCCGUGCCGCUGCCCCGGAUGCCCAACUUGAACCCCGCCGCGUCCACGUCCGCGCCCGUGCUGCGUGGUGCUCCUCCAGCCAGCGUUGGCGGCCGCGGCAGGCCCAAAGGCUGGAAGCCCGGCAUGUCGUACUCGGUCAUGCGCGGCAACGAGCCGCACGGCUCCGCGGGCCGUCCCCGGUCGGCUAAGCCUAGGGUCGGUCCGGGGCACCAUUCGUCGCUGCCACCAGGGACCGUCAUUAGGCGCCGCGGGCGGCCGCCCAAGGCCCCCUCGCCGCCCCCGGACGCCGUCUACCGCAGCCUCCGGCCGCAGUUUGUCGACUUCCUCUGCGAGUGGGCCGGCUGCCGUGCCGAGCUGCACAACCUCGAGACCCUGCGGCGGCACGUCUGGGCCGUCCACGGCCGCAGCGAAACCUGCCGGUGGGCCAAGUGUGCGGCCCGGGAUCCCCCGGCGACACUCGCCACCGGGGACGAGCUCCGUCGACACGUCGACGAGGCCCACCUGGUGCCAUUUGCGUGGCACAUUGGUGACGGGCCGCAGAACUGCCUGGCAAGUCGGGAAAGAAAGGGGCGUCGCGGCAGCGAAAACGACGAUGACCACGGGCGGGUGCCAACUUUUCUGCUAGACCGCGAUGGGAACCAAGUCACGCCAUCGGUACAGGGGCAGCAGACGGAGGACCUGACUACGUGGAGGAUCAACCGCCGCAAGCUCAAGGACCUGCUGAUAAGGAGGAACGAUGCGCUGCCGGACGAAGACUCGUCGGAUGAGCCGGGAGACGAUGGGGACGGCUGAGCAUGGCUCCGAUGGGGCUGCGUAUUAGAUGUAUAUGUUAUAUAUAUAGAAGCAUGCCGGCAGAUGGUGCAACGCGUCCCCAACCCGUUGCAGGAUUCCCCAUAAAACGUCAAGACUCCGGCCCCCCCGGGUGCGUUGCACCUCCCACGGGGGCUUUUGUACUUGCCUUACCCGUCAUCCUGUCCAUCAAUGGCCUUGUCAAGCCCGCCCGCAUGCCGACCACGAUUUGUCCCCAAGUGCCGACGGCGGGUCCACCGAUUUUGUUGAUAAAUCUCAAGUGGAGUCAUCGCCGGAAGUACGUGCGUAAUGUCCGUAAUAAGCCACCACGAGGUGGCGGACGCCGGCGGGGCUCUCGCCUUUGCCCCCUGCGCGUGCUCGGAUCGUGCUGCCCCGAGCGUUGCAAACCCCCCUAGCUUCUUCUCCUCCGUGGCAAGCGGGGGAGGGACAGGGGGGCUGUGACGACAGCAAGUGACAUCAUUUGUCAAAGCCCGCUGCCUCGCGCGACGGAUGUAUAUUCAUUACAAAGUGAAGCAGACGCUCAUGAACGUGAGCGAAUGGCUCGUCUGUAGAAGGUGGUGUGUGGCCAUGCGGUCGUCGUUAGGAUCCAUGGCCCCCCCUGACCCGUGGCGCCGCAUCUGUUCACGGACGACCCAUGAUCACGCAGGGCAGAGUGGGUGCACGUAUACUGUAACUCACACCGUACUGUCCUGUACAUACGUAUGUCUCCUGCACUAACUUAGUAUGCUCUUCCACGCAUUCCUGCAUUGCCCUUGUCCGGCAUCUAGGGGAAACGGCCUAGGUCAAGGCAAGCAAUGGUUCGUGUGCGAGGAAGGGAGGGAAGCCAAGAUGCGUUCUGGGCUGCUUCUGGAGCGAAUGCCAAUGGCUGCUCUCUGGACUUGCCUCUGUGACAAGGGGCAACUACGUGCAUGGCCCCUCCGACUGUACUGGAUGGAUGGGGGGACAAGGUGAAUGGACGGAUGGAUGAGGGGGUGGUUGGUGAUGGUGCCGAGUUGGAGAUACGAAGUAGUAUUAGAUGCUACUUCGUACACCGGCAUAAGAUUCUGUAUUAACUACGUUAGAUAUUAAUUUGUAGGCGGGUAUAAGUUCCUUAUCAGACGUCCUGGGCCACGGCCGCAAUUCCUCCUCCGAUCAUCACAACACCCACAAGCCGGCAGAAAGCACAAAGCAAAAGCAUACACAUCAUUAAGACAAGCAACUCUAUAAGUGCACCACAUCUAUCUAUCCUCUACCACAGUUCGGAUUUUCAUAGGCAGACAUAUGUGCAUAUCCCGCCCCCUUUGAGACACGAUCAAGAAACAUGGGCGAGUGUAAAAUGUGUACUUCGUAGAGGGACGGGCGUCGACGGUGGUUUUGAGUGUGGUGUUUGUGGCGGCAGUGGGAAAGACGAAUGAUGCCGCCGUGCGUGCUUGCUGUUGAUGUGGAACUCUGGAUAAACUCUUGCCGCGUUGCAAAGAAGAAAAAUGCAUGGUUCUUUCUCAUGCCUCCCCC